AUGGUCACAAUACGGACACAACCAACUGGAAAUGUUUGGACAUUUGAAAAUGAAUGGAGUAAUGGAAUAUGUGGUUGUUGUAAAGAUCUUGGAACUUGUUGUUUUGCUUAUUGGUGUUGUCCAUGUUUUCUAUGUAAAUUACAUGGACGAACUAAUGAAUGUCUAUUUACUGGAUGUUUACCGGGAGGUUUAUGGGAACCUGAUAGACUUGUCUAUAAAUCAGGUCGUGUUGAUUUUUUUAUUCGACAUCGACCAUUUGUUUGGAGUCGAACAUGUGCGGAUUGGUAUUCAAAUUUAAUUUCAGCUAAAUGGAUAUCCGUAUUAUCAUUAAUAGUGGCCGUAUUUUUAAUUAGUUGGACAUUUUUUGCUCUUGUUUGGUAUAUACUUGCUUUUUAUAAUGGAGAUUUUUUACCUGAUCAUCUACGUCCAAAUACAAAUCAUCGUCCAUGUCUUGUUAAUGUUGGAAAUAGUUUUUUAGCUUUUUUUCUUUUUUCAUUAGAAACUCAACAUACAAUUGGUUAUGGAUAUAGACAUGUUAAUGAUGAAUGUAAAGCCGGAGUUAUUUUAUUAAUGAUUCAAUCAGCUAGUGGUGCUUUAAUAACAAUUUAUGUUGGUGGUAUUGUUUUUAAUAAAUUAGCAAGACCAAAACAACGAAUGAAAGUUUUAACAUUUAGUGAACGAGCAGUUGUUGCACCACGUGAUGGACAUUUAUGUUUUAUGUUUAAAGUUGGAAAUAAUAUUGUUACUCAAAUAACACGUCCUGCUAUUCGAGUUAUUUAUUAUAAAUUACAACCAAAAUCUUCAGGUGAAAUUGUACCAAUUGAAAAUUUUGAUAUGCCGGUACAUCCUUCAAAUACAAACUUAAUGUUAUUAUGUCCAUUAGUUAUUGAACAUAGAAUCGAUGAAUCAUCACCACUUUAUCCUAUAUCACCAACAAAACUUUAUAAUUCAGAAGGUAACGGUCCUGAUGCAUUUGAAAUUGUUGUUAUUAUUGAAGGAACAAUGGAAACAACUGGUGAUGCAUGUCAAUAUCGUACUAGUUAUAAACCACGAGAAAUUCUUUGGGGUUUUCGUUUUAAGCCAACUAGUUUUACAAUAGAAAAUGGUAAAAUUAAUUUUGAUAUGACAACAUUUGAAGAAUAUGAACCAGUUAAUAUGGAUGGAUAUAUAGGUAAAUGUAGAGGACCAAAAUUAUUUGCAUUAGAUUUGUCAAGUAGAAUUUAUGCACGCAGAAAACGAAGAACAUCUCGUCUAGUAAACGAAUCACCAUUACGUGUUAAUGCAUAA
Rotaria sp. Silwood2 is the source of this 1287-nucleotide messenger RNA. The record is from the annotation of a GenBank genome assembly. Lineage: Eukaryota; Metazoa; Rotifera; Eurotatoria; Philodinida; Philodinidae.